This is a messenger RNA of Cylicocyclus nassatus, 2416 nucleotides long. NCBI's taxonomy places the organism in Eukaryota, Metazoa, Nematoda, Chromadorea, Rhabditida, Strongylidae. The record is from the annotation of a GenBank genome assembly.
CUCUAAUCGUCAAAUCUCCCUUUUGAUGUACUUAUUAUUGUAAGAUGCUGUGGGAAACGACCUACUUGGAAUAGCGUACCAUCGGAGCCAGAUAAAACUUCGUCUUCCGGCGAUCUAAAGGAAAAGAGCGAAAGACCCGAAAUUCAGUUCAGAACGUUGCAACGAGACGAAACCACGGCUGCCUCUGUGCACUAGACGUGGAAAGAGACUGUGACCGCGACUACACAAUCAUAGUUUUGGGGAGUUCCCUCUGCUAGAGGACGAUUGAUCUCCAUGAAUUGUUCAUUUCGAUAUGCAUUGCGAUGCCGUCGACUGCCAUCAUGCCAUAUAUAUAGGCUGUAUUCUAAGGAAACAGAAGCUUCAGAAAAUGACGUCUUGAAACGAUUUAUUGUCGAUAAAAUCCGAGCCACUGGACCAAUCUCAGUUGGUGAAUAUAUGAAAAUUGCAACUGCACCUUCUGUCGGAUAUUACGCACGUUAUUCAGACAAACAAAAGGUGUUUGGCAAAGAAGGUGACUUCAUCACUGCACCGGAGCUUACUCAGCUUUUUGGCGAGCUUAUAGGUGUUUGGUGCUAUCAUGAGCUCGCCAAUACUGGGCAUACAGAACCUUGGCAACUUGUUGAGUGUGGUCCUGGUACUGGUCAACUUAUGAGUGAUCUUUUAUCGGUCAUGGAAAAUUUUCAGGAGAAGAAGCUUUCGGUCCACUUGGUUGAGACAUCAGAUGCUUUGAUCAAGAAACAGGAGGAGUUGCUGUGUGAUAGGCCAUCAUCUUCUGUUUAUUUGAAUAAUGAAGGAAAAGAGCCAUAUGUAAAAAGCAACACUACAAAGUCCGGAUUUCCUAUCUUUUGGUAUAAAACUAUCGAGGAUGUGCCGGAAAGUUUCUCUGUAUUCGUCGCUAACGAAUUUCUUGACGCCCUUCCUGUUCAUCAGUUUAGCCGAGACGACAAUGGAAAAUGGCAUGAGGUGUAUGUCAACAUUGACAAGAAAGGGGAGCUGUGUUUCAUGAAUUCAAGGGGAGAAAAUUUGCACACCAAAGGUUUGAUGCCAACACAGAUUCGUGAAGAUAAGGAGCGUAGGUACUGGGAGUGCAGUCCCGAAGCUGGUACUUUCAUCAACCAGAUUGCGGAGAGAAUAGUGUACAACGGAGGAUUCGGCCUCAUCAUUGAUUAUGGACACGAUGGCUCGCGUAAUGAAUUUUCAUUUCGAGCGUACAGGAAACACCAAUUGGUGGACCCGCUAAGCGAACCAGGAUCCAUCGAUCUAACUGCCGACGUUGAUUUCGGGUAUCUCAAGUCUUUAAUAGUUGACCGCACGGCAGUAUUCGGUCCUAACACGCAACGCGAGUUUCUGGCACAAUUGGGAGCGGGACUACGUCUGCGAAGGCUACUCCAAUCAUACAGCGAUCGAGAAAAACAGGAGUAUCUGAUAAAAUCUUACAACUUCCUGAUGGGCGAUAUGGGGGAAAGAUUCUUGGCUAUGUCCAUAUUCCCUAAAACGCUCAGUGGAAUAUUGGAGAAGAGAGGAGGACCUGCUGGAUUCGCUGUAGCUCAUCUACGCCUUACUCUAUCAUUUUCACAGUCUAUCGAUACAGAAUCUUUUGUGAUCUGGAAGCAAAGAAGACACCGAGCAGUCUGGGAGAAGAUGCUAGUCCUUCUCAUUGGAGAUCUGCAUAUUCCACAUAGGGAACACAAUCUUUCGCCGAAGUUCCGCAAACUUCUGGUGCCUAACAAAAUGCAACAUGUUUUAUGCACUGGAAAUCUGUGUAAUCGGGAGAGCGUUGAUUACCUCAGGUCAUUAUCGUCCGACGUUCAUGUCGUUCGAGGAGAUUUCGAUGAUGAGUCGUUAAAAUAUCCUGAUACGAAAGUAGUCACGGUGGGACAGUUCCGACUGGGUCUCAUUCAUGGUCAUCAAAUAAUUCCAUGGGGAGAUGAAGCGAUGUUAGAGCAGCUGGCAAGACAAUUGGAUGUGGAUGUUCUCAUCAGUGGACAUUCACACGAAUGCAGCGUUCGAGAAAGCGGUGGACGUUUCUAUGUAAACCCCGGAAGCGCUACAGGAGCGUUUUCAGUGACACAUGAUGGUCCAAUCAUUGCAUCUUUUGCACUACUUGAUGUUCAAGCGGACUGUGUUGUGACGUAUAUGUAUCGACUCAUCGAUGAUCAAGUGAAAGUUGACCGGGCCAUCUUCAAAAAACCUCACGAUUAAUUUUGUUUUUGCGUGAUUUCUAUAUAAUUUUAUUACUUUGCAUGUAUACUGAACUGCGCUUAAUAGAGAGUGCAUGGAUGAAUAAUGGACAGUCUUAAUUGUGUAAAUUUGUGGACAAAUCUGUUUCUGUGAUCGCUAAUAAGAAUUUUACUCGCUCUCAUUUGUUGGUAUGUGUACAUUUUUGGAUCUGGAUCCCAUACAUAUAUAGCCAAGC